AUGCAGCUCCUCUCAUCUACCAGCAUCGCCCUCCUCACCUCCCUCGCCACCGCCAUCCCCGUCAACCCGCUCUCCUUCAAACGAGCCACCACCCCAAACACCACCACCUGGCCCGUCUCCAACUUCACCGUCGGCUGCUCGCCCGCCGCAUGCGUGUACAACUUCAGUGUCUGGCGGGCCAGCGGACCCAGCAACCCGGGCUUCAACACCACCUGCAUCGGUGACGAUGCCACGAGCGACUACCAGGCCUGCGGCGACGAGACUGUGUAUGCGCGCAUCGUGCCCGAGACGGGUGUGUGGCAGGUCGAUGUGCGACACAAGUACGCCACUGACCAAAGCGGCGGGUUCAUCGAGGCCUGGGCCAAUGGUACAGUGGACGACAGCACAAAGGCAUUCGCGGUCACCGUCUAUCAGACUGUGGGUGCUGAAUAA
Molecule: messenger RNA, 432 nt
Organism: Talaromyces atroroseus
Lineage: Eukaryota; Fungi; Ascomycota; Eurotiomycetes; Eurotiales; Trichocomaceae
Exons: 1
Coding region: 1-432 (143 amino acids)
Source: RefSeq, a predicted model, not a curated record